This is a messenger RNA of Corticium candelabrum, 2923 nucleotides long. Its product is annotated as dedicator of cytokinesis protein 1-like. Gene Ontology annotation, biological process: small GTPase-mediated signal transduction. The record is from RefSeq and is a predicted model, not a curated record. Gene Ontology annotation, cellular component: plasma membrane; cytoplasm. Gene Ontology annotation, molecular function: small GTPase binding; guanyl-nucleotide exchange factor activity. Lineage: Eukaryota; Metazoa; Porifera; Homoscleromorpha; Homosclerophorida; Plakinidae. Bases 83 to 2923 code for a protein of 946 amino acids. The transcript is spliced from 31 exons.
UCCACACUUCGGUGCGCUCGUCUCCAGUACGCUGUAAGGGGGAAAAUUCUGACCAGAGCUACUGCACUUGCUGUUUCUUGCCAUGUCUCACUGGCGGCCAACGAUCAACGCGAAGUUGGGUGUCGUCAUCUAUGACUAUAGCGGCCGGCCUGAAGACUCUCGUUUUUUGCCACUUUGUUUUGGGGACCUCGUGCAAAUUGUUGAAGAAUGCGGAGCAUGGUAUCGUGGUUUCUCAGUGUGUGAACCAGUCAAGAAAGGCAUAUUUCCAGCUUCGUUUGUGCAUCUAAAGUCGCACCGGUUGGAAAAUCUUGGACUUCAUGAAAGAGUAAUCGCCAUUGAUGAUCCAGUAGCCCAAGAAGUAACUGCUGUAUUGAGGGAAUGGAAUUCUUUAUGGAAACGUCUUUAUCAAGAUCACAAGAACAGUCAAUGUGGUACAAUUAAAACUUUGAUCCUUCAACUAAUUGACUUUCGGAGUCAGAUUUUGUCAGGAACUUUACCUGCAACUGACUUAUUGAAACUAAAGAAGAAGGUGACAUCAAAGAUUGACUGGGGGAACAGAGUGUUGAAUCUAGACCUUGUUCCUCGUGGAGACAAUGGAGAGAUUGUGACUGAAGAUAACACGUCUGUGUUAGAAUUGUUUCGGGUACAUCAGCGAUGUGCCAAUUCUCUAGCAACAGCUACAAUUACUGGAACAAUCAAGCCAGUUCGCACACGCCCGACAGCUGUUCAUCAUUUAUUUGCUGAAGUCACUGGAUUUGCCUGUAAUGUUGGUGAUGAAGUGGAACUUUAUGUGUCACUGUUUGAUUUAAACUCAAUGAGAUACAUUAGUGAACGGUAUCUUGUAAAAUUGAACAAAAAUGGUGCACCGAGAGAUGUUAAGAAGAUGGGACAGAUGUGUGCUUUGUUUACUGAUCUCGGAACAAAGGAAUUGACUGGAGAAAUAUGGCUAGUUUUCCAUAUUAUCCGAGUUGGUAAGAUGUUGGCUGGUUCAGGUCAUGACUCAAGACAUACCAAACAGAGCACAUCAUUGUACAGGCGACCAUUUGGUUGUGCAGCCAUGUCAGUUGCUGAGAUUCUUGUUGGAAAUCUUGAGCCUGGGGAAGAAGAGAGAGAACACCGAUUGCAGAUAUACCAGAGCACAUCUGAAGAGAACUUUGCACAGUUGCACCUGAAUGUGAUGAAGAAGAAUCAGAAAGAAUACAAGCAAUUGCAACAGCAGGGAGCAGCAAUCUUUGUGUGCUUAAGAAUGCUUCACGGUGCUCUUUCAAGUGUGAUUGAUGACAACCCUCACUUAUUUCAGAGGAGUGUAGCUAUCACUCGGAAACUGGGAUUUCCAGAUGUCAUUAUGCCAGAGGAGGUUCGGAAUGACUUGUAUAUUGUACUAGAUUAUGGAGAUUUUCAGCAGGGCAGUAAAACGGCUCCAAAGAACGUAGAGGCAAUGUUAGAAGUUGUUUCUGAAGCUGGCGAAGUUCUAAAGGGCUGCAUCUUCCCUGGAGCAGGUGAAGAUCCUGUUGACGAAUUCAAGUCAGUUGUUCUCUACCAUCGAAAUGAUCCAAAGUGGGAUGAAACAGUGAAGAUUGUCAUUCCAAUUGAACGUUUCUACUCAUGUCAUUUGCGAUUUACAUUUCGUCACAGGACAUCAAACCCUAGUGGCUCUGGAGCUAAGGGAGACAAGCACAGCUACUUGAUGUCCUUUGUUAAGUUAAUGAACAUGGAUGGAACAACUCUUGCAGACACAAAACAUGAACUUGUUGUAUAUAAAUGUGAGCCAAAGUACAAGUUGAAUGAUGUACUCUACUUGAGGCAUUCAUUUACCAAGUCUGAUAUGCUGGGGAAGGGCUCUAGUACUCUACCCAGCCAGGAGUUGUCUUCUGGACUCUCAUUGAGUGGAAGGGAAACUGUUGCUAUUAGGUCAUUGGUCUGCUCUACAAAGCUCACUCAUAAUGUUGAUCUUCUUGGAGUCCUGAAGUGGCGUCUUGAACCGCAAAAGCUGGAGAGUAACCUCCGUGCACUAAUGAAAGUUGAUGGUGAAGAGACUGUGAAGUUUCUUCAAGACACAUUUGAUGCAUUGUUUGCUAUUCUUGAUGACAACAUGAACCAGCAUGGCCAUUUGGUAUUUGAAGCAAUUGUGUUUAUUAUUGGAUUGCUCUCAGACAAAAAGUAUCACCACUUUCGACCUGUUCUAGAAUCAUAUAUUGACAGGCUGUUUGCAAAUGCAACAGCUCACACAAAGCUCAUUGAACUGCUUAGACGACAAGUUGACCACAUUGAUGAAGGAAUUGCUCAUCAGUCGCUUUUGAAAACAAUGAGAGGUCUUGAAUAUGUGUUUCGAUUUAUUGUCAGGUCAAGAGAACUGUAUGCCAAGGCCAAUAAAGGACGUGGACUGAGUGAAUUCAAACACUCACUUCAUAGUCUUUUCCAUAGCUUCAAUGCUAUGAUGGUCAUUGAUGGUGACACUAAAGACUAUGCUGUUCCUAUUCAGGCUGCUGCACUUCAGCAUUUUCCAAGCACUUUUGGUGAUCUUCAAAGAGUUCUGGAAGUUGGCGAAUUGAGUGUCAUUGUAAGAGACUUCAUAGAUAGCAUUCCUAUGGCUAAAAUGACUCGUUUUAAAAUGCUCUCAAUUCGGAACAUUGUCACUAAUCAUUUGUUCAGAAGUCCUGAGGCACGUAUAAUUUUGAUGCCAAUGGUUGUCAAACACACACAAUUGCAUCUAACGCAACGGGAUGAGCUUCAUCAGUGUGUUGACAUACUUGGUGAACUUCUUACUAUUCUAGAAGACAAAGCAGUUGGAACAACAAGAGACAAUGUUUCUGUAGUUGUUCAAAGCCUUUUUCGAACUGUACUGAUGACUGUUGGAGCUGUAGACCGAAACAGCAGCUACUCAGUAAGGUUGCUUUGCGUAGUGUUUCUAUCUCAUGUUUAG